Molecule: messenger RNA, 4031 nt
Organism: Tripterygium wilfordii
Lineage: Eukaryota; Viridiplantae; Streptophyta; Magnoliopsida; Celastrales; Celastraceae
Exons: 24
Coding region: 175-3558 (1127 amino acids)
Biological process (GO): regulation of exocytosis
Cellular component (GO): plasma membrane; cytoplasm
Molecular function (GO): syntaxin binding; myosin II binding; GTPase activator activity
Source: RefSeq, a predicted model, not a curated record
UUUCCCUUAAAUUGAGGGGCAAUCAAACGGUCACUUAUACCCGCGUCCAGUUCGCAUCUGCCGGCGAUCAACGAACACGACCGCCGAUGGAAAUGGACGAUCGUCGCUGAUUCAAAGUAAACGCACAAAAGAAGAAUAAACUGGUGAAAGCUCACAAAUCAAUCAGCUCCGAAAAUGUUCGCCAGAUUCUUUCAAAAGAACGUACAACAACAAGAAAAAGAACAUGAAGAACGAAAUCAGCAUCAUCAGCAACAACAUCAACCACAGGCGCCUCAGGGAAGUUUGAGAUCAGCAGACUUGAAUCCACGCAUUACGAUACACUAUGGGAUUCCGGCUACAGCAUCUGUUCUAGCUUUUGAUGCCAUUCAAAGCCUCUUGGCAGUAGGGACUCUGGAUGGCAGGAUAAAAGUGAUCGGUGGUGAUAAUAUCGAAGCACUGCUUGUGUCUCCUAAGCAGCUGCCUUUUAAAAAUUUGGAGUUCAUGCAAAAUAAAGGUUUUCUGGCCAGCAUCUCGAAUGAAAAUGAAAUUCAGGUUUGGGAUUUGGAGUGUAGACAACUUACCUCUGCUUUACAGUGGGAGUCCAACAUAACAGCAUUCUCUGUCAUCUGUGGCACCAGUUUCAUGUAUGUUGGUGACGAGUAUGGGAUGGUUUCUGUAUUAAAAUAUGAUGCUGCCGAAGGAAAACUGGUGCUAUUGCCAUAUUAUGUUCCAACAAACAGUAUUACUGAAGCAUCCGGGAUUUCAUUGCAUAAUCAUUCUAUCGUUGGAAUUCUACCUCAACCUUGUUCUCAGGGAAGCAGAUUGUUGAUGGCAUAUGAAAAUGGGUUGAUUGUUAUCUGGGAUGUCUCUGAAGAUCGAGUUGUUCUUCUUAGAGGCAAUAAGGUUCUCGAAAUGAAGAGUGAGGCAGUGGCUGAUUCUUUAAAAGGCAAAAGUAAGCAGUCUGAUGAAUUAUCUGAAGAUGAACAAGUGGAGAAGGAGAUUAGCUCUCUCUGUUGGGCAUCCACAAAUGGGUCAAUUCUUGCUGCUGGUUAUGUUGAUGGAGAUAUAAUGUUUUGGGACCUAUCAACUGCUGCCUCUUCCAAAGAUCGGCAAGCUGAAAAUUCAUCUAAUAAUGUUGUUAAGCUACAAUUAUCAUCUGGGGCCAAAAGACUUCCUGUCAUUGUUUUGCAUUGGUCUGCCCAUGGAUUGCAUAAUGAUCGUGGUGGCCAACUCUUUGUCUAUGGUGGUAAUGAAGUUGGAUCUGAAGAAGUUCUAACGAUUUUGAGCAUUGAUCAGUCUUCAGGAAUUAAGUCUCUGAAAUGUAUUGCCCGUGUUGAUCUUAGACUUAAUGGUUCCUUUGCUGACAUGGUUCUAUUAAGACAUGCUGGUAUGAUGGGAAGUAGUGGCACUAUGCUUCUUGUAUUGACAAACCCUGGAAAUUUGCACUUCUACAAUGAUGAUUGCUUAUCCGAGCUAAUGUCCCUGCAAGAAAAGGCUGCUUCUGUUUCUUCUAUUCAGUAUCCUAGGCUCAUACCCGCUGUUGAACCAUGCAUGACGACAGGGAAGCUAGCUAUGUUAUAUAGAGAAGGGAAGCUAUCAAGGAUUCUUUCAGAGAUUGUUUCUGCUGCAAAAUUCCCAGAAGCUUCACAGAAUAGAACCAUUAAUACAGAGUGGCCUUUGACUGGCGGUGUUCCCAGCCUUCAUUUCAGUGCCGAGGAUUAUCAGAUUGAAAGAAUAUAUUGUGCCGGUUACCAAGACGGAUCUGUCCGGAUAUGGGAUGCCACAUACCCAACGCUGUUACCAAUUUAUGUUUUAGGAUCUGAGGUGGAAGGUAUUGAAUUUGCUGGCGCUAGUGAAUCAGUAUCAGUGUUGGAAUUUUGCUCCUCGACUUUGAGUUUGGCUAUUGGCAAUGCGUGUGGUGUUGUUCGCCUGUAUAAUCUAAUCAGGAGUCCAGAUGAAACAAGUUUGAACUUUAUAAUGGAAACUGAACGAAAAGUCCACAUUUUGCCCCAAAGCGAUGGACCUCAAUGCACAGCUAUUUUUUCCUUCCUCAAUUCUCCUGUAUGCUCCUUACAAUUUGCAAAUUUUGGCAGAAGGCUUGCUAUAGGAUUUAAAUGUGGCCGGGUUGCAAUGGUCGAUACUAGUUCAUUAUCAGUGUUAUAUCUUACAGAAGAUGUCUCCAGUUCAAGUUCCACUGUCUAUUCUUUGGCUGUGAAAUCAUUUUCAGAUGCUAGUAAUUCUGCAAAAUUUCCAAAGAAUGAUGAAUCUAAAUGUUUUGGAAAUCCUGAGAAGUGGGAAUUGUUCAUUAUGACCAAGGAUGCACAUGUCAUUGUUUGUGAUGGAACCAAUGACAAUAUUGUUGUUUCUAAGCCAGUAUACCCUAAAAAGGAAUCAACUGCAGUUUCUUUGUACAUUAUAGACAGCGGUGAGCCAUCAUCAGAAUUAUCCAAUGGGAAGCACUCAUUGAAUUUGUCUCAGAUCAGUGAAGCUAAAGCUGAACCUGUUCAAAGUGAUACUCAUCAUGAAAGUGCUCCACUUGAAGUUGUGACUCCCAUCAAAUCUGCACAUAUAGAACAGAGAGUGGCGAAUUAUCUUGUUUUACUCUGUUGUGAAGAUGCAUUGCGUUUAUACCCUUUCAAGUCUGUGUAUCAGGGAGAUAGUGACUCGUUCCGGGAGGUGAAUCUUUCAAAACCAUGUUGUUGGACUGCAACCAUCAAGAAGGAAGAGAAACAUUGUGCGUUGAUUGUCUUUUAUCGUACUGGAGAAAUUGAAAUAAGGUGCUUGCCAAACCUUGAAGUGUUAGGAGAAUGCUCUUUAAUGUCAAUUCUGAGGUGGAACUUCAAGACGGACAUGGAAAAUACUACUUGUUCCUCUGAUAGUGGACAAAUUAUGUUGGUAAAUGGGUCUGAAUUUGCUAGUAUAUCUCUGCUGGCCUCUGAGAAUGACUUCAGGAUUCCGGCUUCUUUACCUUGUCUCCAUGAUAAAGUCCUUGCUGCUGCUUUUGCUGAUGCUUCUGCCAUUCCAUCCAACGGUGAGAAGAAAAUACAGGGCCCUGCCCCUGGCUUUUUAGGUGGCAUUAUUAGGGGCUUCAAUGUGAGUAAAAUGGAGGAGAAUGUUAAUCUUUCUGAAGUUUGCGAGAGUAACUUUGCACAUUUAGAGGACAUAUUUUCCUAUCCCCCAUUCUUAAAGCCUUCCCUGUCCAUCAUGGAUGACCAAGAUAUUGUGGAGCUUGAUAUAGACGACAUUCAAAUUGAUGGACCUGUUGUUUUUUCGUCUUCCUCCAAAACAACCAAGAAUGAUGCACGAGAUAAGGAAACAGAGAGACAAAGACUGUUUGAAGGUGCAACCACUGAUGCAAGACCAAAGGCCAGAACAGCUGAAGAAAUUAGAGCUAAAUACAGGAAGGAGGAUGUUUCUGGGGCUGCUGCACGUGCUAAGGACAAGCUCAUACAGCGGCAGGAGAAACUUGAGAGGCUCAGCCUACGUACGGAAGAGCUGCAAAGUGGGGCGGAGAAUUUUGCAUCAAUGGCUAAUGAGCUCGCCAAGACGAUGGAAAAACGUAAAUGGUGGAACAUAUGAGAGAACCUGGUGCCAGUAAGCUGUUCAUCGGUCUAUCAAUUUAGCAUGAUGACACCUGCUUGGACAUGGUCAAGCUCUCGUGACACAUUAUUCUUCUGAGGUAAGACAUGAUGAUCUCUUCUUGUGUACAGUCCAUCCAGAUACGCCAUACUUGCAGAGCAGGCGGAAAAACUACUUGUUAACUCCAACCAAAAAAGCAAGGCUUGUGCUACGAACGAGCUCUCACUUUGUGACAGACUAUUGAUCAUUGCAGUUGACAGUUUUCCCUUAGAAGAACAGUCUGAUAAGACAUUUGCUUAGAAGAAGUGUCAAAUUAUUGAUCAAGAUCCGCUACAAUUGUAUUUGCUUGGAAUUGUGGCUUGCACUUGUAAUGUAAUGGUUUGGAUAUAAAGAUUCAACUGCUAAAACAGAUUAAGCUUAUUGAUUACCAUACCUUUUUUUUGUCCUAAGAAGGGAUUCUAGAUUACCAACAA